Rosa chinensis is the source of this 1175-nucleotide messenger RNA. Its product is annotated as alpha-ketoglutarate-dependent dioxygenase alkB homolog 6. Lineage: Eukaryota; Viridiplantae; Streptophyta; Magnoliopsida; Rosales; Rosaceae. The record is from RefSeq and is a predicted model, not a curated record. The coding region runs from base 163 to 963 and encodes 266 amino acids. The transcript has 8 exons.
CUUAGGUCUAGGUGUUAAAGUUCAUGCAUAUAAUAUAUAGACACACAGAAUUAUUAUCCAAAUCGUUCGACUGACCGAAACUCAGAAGCGAGAACUCAAAAGGCUGCCCCUCCAUCAUUUGCAGUUUGUGAGGGUCGGCUGGGACUUCGGCUCAGCAGAGAAAUGGAAGGAAACCAGGCACUAAAUAAUUUCAAAGUUGGAUCUCUGCCCACUUUAAUAUACAUUCCUGACUUCAUUACAGAAAAUGAAGAAACUAUACUUCUAAAAAAUAUUUAUGAUGCCCCUGUAUCGAAGUGGAAAUCUUUAAAGAAUAGGAGGCUACAAAACUGGGGUGGUGUAGUUCAUGAAAAGGGUCUGAUAUCACAGGAUUUGCCCUCAUGGUUAACAAAGAUCACAUGCAGGAUAUAUGAAGAAUCUGGGCUAUUCCCAUCGCCAAUUAACCAUGUCCUUAUCAAUGAAUAUCUUCCUAACCAAGGCAUAAUGGGACACCAGGAUGGGCCAGCUUACUAUCCAGUUGUAGCAAUUCUGUCUCUUGGGUCACCUGUUGUUAUGAAUUUCACUCCCCAUUCAAGAUUGACAUUGGGCGCAGGCACAUGUACACAUAAUGCUAUGUAUUCAAAUUCUGAUGUGGGACUUUUCAAGAGUGAUACAGAUAAGUCGUUGGAUGAACACCACCCAUUUCCUGUCUUAUUGAUGCCGUGCAGUUUGCUUAUAUUCAAAGAUAAAGCAUACUCAGAUUACUUGCAUGCUAUAAACGACAGUGAGGUGCACAGUUAUGAUAAGGUUGUAAACGAAGCACAAGCUCGACCUUGGCAAGGCCUAGAUCAUCCAUCUUCACAGUUGGAUGGCACUGUUGAAACAUUGAAUACUGUGGACCUCAAGAGUAUUCAUAGAACUACCACUAGAGUUUCUUUAACAUGUCGAUUAGUUUUGAAAGUUCAUAAAAAUUUGUUCAGGUUUUAGUCAUCGGAUAGUGUAACAUAGUUCUUCUCUUCUGUUUUUUGGUCUGCUAACAUUAAGAGCAUUUCGCUCCCGACUGGGGGACAGUGGGAGCACAUGAUGACUUAUUUCAUUGCAUGCGGGUAUUAAUUAACAUGUGCGAGACAAGAUAUUUUGUUGCAAUGUACUUCAUUUUCACUAAGAAUACACUUGAAAGAAAGCAGUUUUGAGAGGAA